Pristis pectinata (smalltooth sawfish) is the source of this 2859-nucleotide messenger RNA. Its product is annotated as protein FAM102A-like. The record is from RefSeq and is a predicted model, not a curated record. Lineage: Eukaryota; Metazoa; Chordata; Chondrichthyes; Rhinopristiformes; Pristidae. The coding region runs from base 451 to 1596 and encodes 381 amino acids. The transcript is spliced from 13 exons.
GGUUGCACCUGGAGUAUUGUGUACAGUUCUGGUCAUAACACUCCAGGAAGGAUCUGGUUACAGUAGAAAGAGUGCGGAAGAGAUUCACAAGGACGUUGCCCGGAAUGGAGGGCUGGCCUUACAAGGAGAGACUAGAUCGGCAUGGUUUAUUUGCACUGGAGAGGUGAACUAACUCCUCUGCCUCCGACGAGUUGAUAAAAUUAUAACCCCUCUGAGGGGCUAAGCCUUUCCCCAGCGGUGCUGCUACUACAACAGGGCGGAAAGUCAUUAUCUCCUGACAGACGGUCACAAGGGCAGAAGAAUGUGAAAAUGACCGAGGGCAGAGGAAUGUAAGAUGGGGAGCAUUUCACAGAGUUUCAGCUGGUCUGAAAGUGGGAAGACUUGGGGAGGUGGCAGCGGGGAGGGAGAGAGAUCGGUUGCUCUGCAAGGGAUUUGGGCCGUUCGGUUUCCAUGGCGUUUCUCAUGAAGAAAAAGAAGUUUAAGUUCCUGGUCACCCUGACCCUGGAGGAGCUUUCGGCGGUGCCGUUCGUUAAUGGGAUCCUUUUCUGUAAGAUCCGUCUCCUCCACGGUGGAACCUUCACCGAUUUAUCCUCCAGGGAAGAGGUGCGACAGAACUGUGUCCGGUGGGGAAAGAAGUCCAGCUUCAUGUGUAAGAUGACCGCCAGCCCGGUGACCGGAGUGCUGGAGCCCAGCGUCUGCCGCUUGUCCAUCCGCAAGGAGCUUAAAGGUGGAAAAGCUUUCAUUAAGCUGGGAUUCGUUGACUUGAACCUCGCCGAGUUUGCUGGCGCUGGCUCCACUGCUCGCUGCUGCCUCCUAGAGGGCUACGACACCAAGAACACCCGGCAGGACAACUCCAUCCUCAAGGUCUCCAUCAGCAUGCAGUUAUUGUUGGGGGAUCCGUGCUUUAAGACGCCACCAUCCAGCGCCAAUCCCAGCACGGUUGUGGGGAGUGAGGGAAGUUUGGAAGCCGACUGCAAAGGCGAUGCAGGGAAGGAAAGGGAAACUCUCCGGCGACCCAACUCUCUGAGGCUGCCCAAGUGUCGCUCACUCAUCAUGGGGUCAGGCAUCUGUGAGGAUUUGGACAGCGCUGGGACCCCUCCGGAAGAGACUGUCUACGGCCGGCGAACAAGGAGCUCCACCUCCAGCUUCGGCAGCCUCCUUUCUAAAGGCUCCGGUUACAGUUCCGAGCACUCCCGCUGCGUCUGCCUCUCGGAGCCAACCCGACGGCGCAAGUUUUCGUCCAGUAGCAGCGGCUUGUCGUCGGGGCCCAGCAGUGCGGCUGAAAUGGAGGCUGGUCCCAGGGAGAUGGUCUUCGAGAAGCCGCCUCGUCCCGCCAGACCCCCUGAACGGUUGCUAAGGCGGAAGAACCAGGCCCUCGAGAGUUACCCGUCGUGGAUCAGUGAUACCAGGGUCAACGCGGAUGACAUCGUGGAGAAAAUAGUGCAAACCCAGGACUUCACGGACACCAGCAACUCAGAGGACAGCGGACUACAGCUGUUCGUGGGCCGGGACGGAUCGACCCUGUUUGGGGGUGUGCAGCUCGGCAACAGGCAUUCAGUGAGUGACUACAUGCCAGUGGUAAUUGGUGGCCGUUGAAGCGAAAGGCCGUCGUGGGAUCGGGCUGUGCCCUUGUCCCUGGGAGGCGUCGAGCGGGGAUGCCGAUUUGGAAGGAGGGUGGGCUGGGAAUGGUGCUGGGAUCCAUGGACGGGGAGGGGAUGCUGAUACGCUAGUUCCUUGUGUCUACAGAGUGGGCCAAUAGGAAGCUGGGUCCUCCUGGGUCCACCCAGGUGGGUGCCUAUUCACCAGCAGAUUUGGUUCCUUUCAGCUUCUGUACUCCCUGGCUGAGCCAAGGGGGUUGUAGCUCAAAGGGUGAUCAAUAUCUGUGCUGUAGUCUUUGGGUUUCUGGACAAGUGAACCAGAGUCAUCAGUUCAAAUCCCACUAUGGCAUUAGGGUUAACUCAAAUCAGGAUAAUUUAUAAUUAAUGCCGGUAACCAUGAAGCAACUGGAUUGCUGGUUUAAAAACCCACCAAAUUCACUGUUAUUGCCAGAUCUGGCCCAGACAGGACCUCAGACACAGUGGUCAUGGGUGAGUUACCUCUUGCUUCAGUUCGGGAGUAAAUAGGGAUGAGUAAUAAAUGCUGGCACUGCUGACGAUGACCUCUUCCCCUCACUGAAUAACUUGGAACUAAAUCCAAAUGAUGCUGCUCGGUGAGGAGAACCUUCAGCCCAUUGUCUUUACUAGCUCUUUGGCAGAGCCAUUGAACUAGUUCCCUGCGUUAACCCUCCCUUUUCCUGUCGGAGUAUGUAUCUGACUCUUCAGUCAGUGGACUGGGGAUAAAAGAAAACUAUUCCGGGAGAAUGGAUUUUACCACCCUGUUUACCCCACCUACAGUGCCUCCAACCCAUAUGAUCCACCCUUAAGAUUGACCCAAACAUGGUUAACAUGAUGGUCCUUUCAGGGUAACUCCAAUUGUCCUACAAGAUCAUGGCAACAUUGUCCUUUAGAUUUGAGUAACUGCUGGGUUCCUGGUUGGGUUGGCCGGUUGGAUAAACUUGUCAGCACCCACUUCCUCUGGUAAUCCAGGGACUGCCAAUGGAGACAUAAGGGACUGCAGAUGCUGGAAUCUGUUGUUGCUGCAGGGAUUUCCAAUGCUGGGCAAUGUGUAGUGGGCUCCAGAAAUCUGUCUGUUGCCAUAGCACUGUACACUGCAGCCUGGAGUUGGCACCAUGCACCACGGCAGAGCUCAGAAAAUAUCAGGAAGGAAAACUGACCACAUAUCUUGACAAUUGUAUCAUUCGGGGUUGGAAGGGAGAUGUGUAUUUAAUGCAAGGAUAUGCAGAUCUUAAUAUAUUUUGAU